UUGCCAAUCAGUUUGUCUGCCAGCGUCAGUUAGGACUUGCUUAUAAUAGUAGCCAACUCUGCCCAGAGGUUAGUGGAUUCCUACGCCUGAUCAUGGUGGAAUUCAGUACAUGAAGUAUCAUAAAAAGUCCUAAGAACUCUUAAAGGUAGCAGAAGACACCGCCUGUGAGCUUUGUGUGGAAAUAGAAUUGUGUGUUGCUGAAGGUCUCAAAUUCCUGUGCAGAACCUUAUGUGAAGGACCGGAAUAAGCUACUUAACACUGCUGACCAGCUGUUCCUCCGUUAAUGACAGAGAGCGGGCAAGUCACAUAUACUGCCCCAUGGAAGCUGAUAUUUGUGUCUGACGAAUAAAACUGACAAGAGGGGAUCAGAAAUAUGGAACAAGGCUGAUGACUACAAUGUGACGGAACAGGAAGCAGUUAGAAGUUAAAGAACAUAAAUGUUGAUACCUCCUCAUUUUCAUCCUGUUAGAGAAUUAAUUUUCCUUGUAGCGGCCAAUUGACUGAUGUGAAAUUUUAAGUGUAAGAUAUAAGAAUUUUUUUAAAUGAGCAGAAUAAUUACCCAAUCUGACAAAAUAAAUAAUAUAUAAAUAACAUAUUGUCCAGCAAAAAAUACUGAAUACAGAAUCAACCGACUGUGCAUUACUCUUGAAGAUGAUUUAUGAGUUAGAUGGUCACAUAUGGACCAUCAUUUAAGGCAUCUAGAAUAGUAUUUGAGAAUUUUCCCUGUUUUACUUAAAAAUAGAAAACAAUAUUUUUAAAAUGGACCUAAAGAUAAUGUCUAAACAGUCUCACAAAAUAUCAAAGGAAUGUGCGGAGUGCAAACCAUCAACACGCCAAACCAAGAGAGAUGAGUCAUCUGCCGUGAAAAUGGUCACGAUAAACACGGGAAAGCAAGUUUGUGGCCAAAAGGAGAAACUCCCUCCCGACUCCUCUGUUACAUGUACAAUCAAUGACGACAGCAGCAAAGACGACUGUGCUGAUAUUGGGACGAUAACGAUGACGGAAAGAAACAUCUCCAAAUCGCGGAGCAGAAAGAAGAAAAGGAAAUCCCAAAAUUCACAAGGAAAAGUUGAGACCGAACCCUUUUUAGACAAAAGGGCCACGUCAGGAUUGAAAACUGAGUCCAAGGCAAUACUUUCAUCUCCGAGACAUAAAACCAAUGAGAAAACAUCUGAUCAUGUGUCGAAAAAGUGUUUUUCAUAUAUGAAUAACAAAGUGCAAGAACCUACAGUCAAAAAUGUGGCCGUCACCACUGGAGGUACAGUGGACUUAGCAGACAGCAAGCUGAGUGCCUUCGUCUCAAAUGAAACAUUACAGUUGAGACCCAUUGGUUCAACAAUCCAUGCAGAUGACAAUCCUUCCAAUGAGAGGCAUUUAUGUGACGAUGAAGAGGAAAAACAGGCCCUAGAACUUCAGCCGAAAAGGCAAGACGGCUCCACCCCUAAAGACAGUGAUAAUCUGAAUGUUUCUGGAGAAACAUUCCAAAAGAAGUCAUACAGUGCAAUAGUCAAAGAGAGGAUGCAGAAACAUAACAGAGUACCAAAGAUCCUGCAGAACAUCCACAUACUGAAGACAUCUGAUGACUUAGAAAACAUUAGUCUCUGUUGUCAGUUUAGUGGUGUGUCAACUGACUGCUUCAUUGCGUGGAUGAAAGAAGGGGCACUUCUGGUAGAAGAGAAAAUCAGCAAAGCUGGUGACAGUGAGUUUUCCUUCACGAUUACUAAGGCCUCCAGUAAAGACCUAGGAUGGUACAAAUGUUGCCUGAGGAGCCCUUACGGAAAUGCGUUCUCAGAAUUCCAUCUGACCUCUGAUGAGCUGAAUGAACUUGUGCCCUGUCAUAAUCAAACUGUGCAGGUGAGUAAGGAGGUUGGAGAAGAUGUGAAAUGUGCCCCCCUGCUGUUCAGAGGAGACUUCCUAUGUGAGCAGUUCUUUGGGGAUGAUCAACCUGCAAGCAUCUUGACAGAAGAGGCCCACUUCGGUGAGGGCAUGCACCGGAAGGCCUUUCGAACCAAAGUUCUGACUGGUCUGGUGCCACUAUUCAACCCUGGGCACCACUGUGUACUCAAAGUCCACAAUGCCAUCAGCUAUGGGACCAAGAACAAUGAAGAACUAAUUCACAAGAAUUAUAACUUGGCUGUGGAGGAGUGUCAUGUUCAGAAUACAGCAAGAGAAUACAUCAAGGCCUACACAGCAGUUGCAAAGUCCGCAGAGAUAUUUGGAGAGGUUCCAGAGAUCAUUCCUAUUUACCUGGUCCAUCGACCCACCAGCGACAUCCCAUAUGCCACCUUGGAAGAAGAGCUUCUAGGAGAGUUUGUUAAAUAUUCUGUCAAGGAUGGAAAGGAGAUGAACUUGAUGAGACAAGACUCAGAGGCAGGGCAGAAAUGCUGUACCUUCCAGCACUGGGUCUAUCACAAGACUGAAGGCAACCUGUUGGUGACUGAUAUGCAAGGAGUUGGAAUGAAAUUAACUGACGUAGGUAUAGCGACCUGUAAGAAAGGGUACAAAGGCUUCAAGGGUAAUUGUGCCACCUCUUUCAUCGAGCAGUUCAAAGCGCUCCAUCAGUGUAACAAGUUUUGCCAGCUCUUGGGCCUGAAGUCUAUACAAGCAUGUCAACAAACAUCUAAGCGGCCAGCAACAGCCACCAAACCAAAGGCGAAACCACUGUCCAGGAUACGUUUGUUCCAGCCUUCAAGACCAAAUGCUGAGUGCAAAUGAUCUUCUGAUCAUAACCAUUUAAAAGUUUUUUAAAAAAGUGUUUUAUUCAAAUACUGGAACUUUAAAACGUCUCAAUUUUUCUUGAAGUAACUGCCUCAGAACAUUUUUGCUGGUAUGGAAGAGGCUUGGUUGUAAGAUGCUGGGUAGCUUCAUGAUACAGAAGAAUCGCAGGAAUGUUCUGAUUGUAGCGCAUCAGGGCGUUCAACUCAUAAGCAUUUAGAUAAAACAUAAAGCAACCACUAGUAUCCUGUGCAAAAAAGAAAAAACUUAUAUACUGUAUAUAUAUUUGAAAUAGUUGUAUAAUCAUUAAGCAAAUUAUUUGUAAAUUUAUAAUAAUAGUGACAUUUCUAUUUAAAUUAAUGCAUCUGCACCAGAGUUCCCAAGAUUAUUUUAGUAACCACACCAACUAAAAGAAGACCUUUGUGAAGAGGUCACACUCUGAAACACCCAUUUGAAUUAUUAAGACAGCUGUUAAUCUCCCUUGCCAGAAAUUGCUGGCUUGCCGUCACUGAAGAGUUUCCAAUAGCAGGUUGCGAUACUAACAAUCUAUUUAUACCUUUUUAGUUUUCAAAAUGUUAUCCUUGUCUUGAUAUCAAUCCUGUGCAACAAAAAAUUUUCAUUUUUAUAUGCUAAAUUGAAGGUGAAACAUGGUACUUGGCAUUUUAAGUGCGAAUAUGAAAUGCAUGUCUAUUCAGAACAGAUAAUAUUUCUGUGCAAUGAUGAUGAAGCUCAUCUAAGUUGAGGUGCUGGCUUACAUGGAUUAAGUAGCACAAAGGGGAGAUUUGUGGUUGGAGAACCUUAAAGUCACAUUAUACACAAUGCUCUGCCAUUGAACUAUACGUUCUGCUCAAGUUUUAUUUUCUCUUUGUUGCAAGAAAUAGUAUUUUUUUUCUGAGCAAUACAAGGAAUUAGAAUAGAAAUCAAAAAUUGAUUUAUUCAAUGCAUUAAACAUAAUAAAAGUUAAAUGCUAUGUAAGACAUUGUGACUGCAUAUUUUGAAAUAUUAAUCUUUGUUAUUAAAACUGAACAAUAUGAAUGAGGUUAAAAGAAACCACACACACACACACACACACACACACACACAUAGAUACAUACAUACGAACUCCAGCUUUUUUUCAGGUGCUGGGUCUGAAGCUAAAUUCUCACCAUAGCUAUUUAGUGUGACAAUGGCGUUUGAUAACAGAAAAACAAACACCAUUGUCACACUCCACACCUCUGGAGGAUUGAACUGGGGAGAAUAAAUUCCGUUGCGUGAGAGAGUACAAAAUAUUUAGCCAUAUGGAGUAUCGACACAGCAUUUCAAACGACAAAAACAUUUACAUUUAGUUUUUUUUUUUUUUGGGUAAACUGCCAACUGCUGAAUACGAACAUCUGAAUUCCUGUUAUUUGCAAAUAUGUUUGCGUUUAUCACUGCUUUUCAUUGACUUUGAAAGGAGUAAAAUGUAAUGGUGUCAUAGCUUAGACCUAAACUAGAAAAUAGGCUCAACAGUUAUUUGUUAAAUAUAUGUCAGACUACUAUUGGUAAAACUGUACAUCAAAUGUGUAAUAAAUAAAGAGAUUAUUACAACUUGCAGCUACAA
Messenger RNA from Brienomyrus brachyistius, 4294 nucleotides. It is a transcript of the gene alpk2, whose product is annotated as alpha-kinase 2. The record is from RefSeq and is a predicted model, not a curated record. Gene Ontology annotation, biological process: protein phosphorylation. Bases 760 to 2715 code for a protein of 651 amino acids. The transcript is spliced from 10 exons. Lineage: Eukaryota; Metazoa; Chordata; Actinopteri; Osteoglossiformes; Mormyridae. Gene Ontology annotation, molecular function: ATP binding; protein serine/threonine kinase activity.